Messenger RNA from Astyanax mexicanus (Mexican tetra), 7251 nucleotides. RefSeq names its product myosin-1. Gene Ontology annotation, molecular function: actin filament binding; ATP binding; cytoskeletal motor activity. The record is from RefSeq and is a predicted model, not a curated record. Bases 1 to 5805 code for a protein of 1934 amino acids. The transcript has 38 exons. Gene Ontology annotation, cellular component: myosin complex. Lineage: Eukaryota; Metazoa; Chordata; Actinopteri; Characiformes; Acestrorhamphidae.
AUGAGUGAUGCUGAAAUGGAAAUAUUUGGGGUUGCCGCCCCGUACCUGCGCAAGUCAGAACGGGAGCGAAUCGCAUCCCAGAACAAACCCUUUGAUGCCAAAACAUCAUGCUUUGUGGCGGACCCAAAGGCUGAGUAUGUGCGGGGAAAAAUCAAGAGCCAAGAUGCCACUAAUGUGACUGUGGAGACUGAAGAUGGGAGGAUGGUCACGGUGAAGCCGGAUGAUGUCCGUCCCAUGAAUCCUCCAAAGUUUGAUAAGAUUGAGGACAUGGCCAUGCUGACCCACCUCCACGAGCCAGCUGUGCUGUUCAACCUGAAAGAACGUUAUGAAGCCUGGAUGAUCUACACCUACUCUGGGCUCUUCUGCGUGACUGUGAACCCCUACAAGUGGCUCCCGGUCUAUAACCCAGAGGUGAUAAAUGGAUACCGUGGGAAAAAGCGUCAGGAGGUGCCUCCUCAUAUCUUCUCCAUCUCUGACAAUGCCUAUCAGUAUAUGCUUACAGACCGAGAGAAUCAGUCUAUCCUUAUCACCGGAGAAUCUGGCGCUGGGAAGACUGUGAACACUAAGCGUGUCAUCCAGUACUUUGCGACAAUCGCAUGUGUUGGAGACAAGAAAAAAGAGCAGUUGUCUGGAAAACUGAAGGGCACCCUGGAAGAUCAAAUCAUCCAGGCCAACCCGCUGCUGGAAGCUUUCGGGAAUGCCAAGACUGUGAGGAAUGAUAAUUCCUCUCGCUUUGGCAAGUUUAUCAGAAUCCACUUUGGAACAACAGGGAAGCUGGCCUCAGCCGAUAUUGAAACUUACCUUCUGGAAAAGUCCAGGGUGACGUUUCAGCUCCCAGCAGAAAGGAGCUACCACAUCUUUUAUCAGAUUCUGUCCAACAGGAAGCCAGAUCUGAUUGAGAUGUUGCUGAUCACCACCAAUCCAUAUGACUAUCCUUACAUCAGUCAAGGGGAGAUCACAGUUCAGAGCAUUAACGAUACUGAGGAGCUGAUGGCGACAGACAGUGCCAUUGACAUCCUUGGAUUCAACUCUGAGGAGAAAGUUGGCAUCUACAAGUUGACUGGAGCAGUGAUGCAUCAUGGGAACAUGAAGUUCAAGCAGAAGCAGCGUGAGGAACAGGCAGAGCCUGAUGGCACUGAGGUGGCUGACAAAGUCGCUUACCUGAUGGGCCUGAACUCUGCUGAUCUGCUGAAAGCUCUGUGCUACCCCAGAGUGAAGGUUGGGAAUGAGUAUGUCACUAAAGGACAGACUGUUCAACAGGUGAAUAAUUCCAUGGGUGCCCUGUCGAAAGCUGUGUAUGAGAAGCUCUUCCUUUGGAUGGUCACCAGGAUAAACCAACAGCUGGACACUAAACUACCCAGGCAGCACUUCAUCGGUGUGUUAGACAUAGCUGGGUUUGAGAUAUUUGAGAUGAACAGUCUGGAGCAGCUGUGCAUCAACUUCACCAAUGAAAAACUGCAACAGUUUUUCAACCACCACAUGUUCGUCCUUGAGCAAGAGGAAUACAAGAAAGAGGGAAUCGAAUGGGAGUUUAUUGACUUCGGGAUGGACCUGGCUGCCUGCAUUGAGCUUAUUGAGAAGCCGAUGGGCAUCUUCUCCAUCCUGGAAGAAGAGUGUAUGUUUCCUAAGGCGACAGACACAUCCUUCAAGAAUAAGCUAUAUGAUCAGCACCUGGGCAAGAACAGUAUCUUCCAGAAGCCCAAACCUGCCAAAGGCAGGACUGAGGCUCACUUCUCACUGGUGCACUAUGCCGGCACUGUGGACUACAAUAUAACUGGCUGGCUGGAAAAGAAUAAGGACCCAUUGAAUGACACAGUGGUUCAGCUGUACCAGAAAGCAGGAGUAAAGCUGUUGAGCAACCUUUUUGCCACUUAUGCAUCAGCUGAUGCUGAAACCAGUGGAUUCAAAAAAGGAGGAAAGAAGAAAGGAUCCUCUUUCCAAACCGUCUCCGCACUUUUCAGAGAAAAUCUCAACAAACUCAUGGCUAACCUCAGGUCCACACAUCCUCACUUUGUGCGUUGCAUCAUUCCAAAUGAGACCAAGACCCCAGGGGCUAUGGACCAUCACCUUGUUCUCCAUCAGCUUCGCUGUAAUGGAGUAUUAGAGGGGAUCAGAAUCUGUAGGAAGGGCUUUCCCAGCAGAAUCCUGUAUGGAGACUUUAAGCAGAGGUACAGGAUUCUGAAUGCUAGUGCUAUUCCUGAAGGACAGUUCAUUGACAGCAAAAAGGCGUCUGAGAAACUGCUGUCGUCCAUUGAUGUGGACCACGCCCAAUACAAGUUUGGAUACACUAAGGUGUUCUUUAAGGCGGGUCUGUUGGGCCUUUUGGAGGAGAUGCGAGAUGAACGGCUGGCGGUGCUAAUGACCCGCAUCCAAGCUGUCUCCAGGGGUUAUGUUGCCAGACUGGAGUUCAAAGAGAUGACCAAGAAAAGGGAGUCCAUCUACAUAAUACAAUACAACAUCCGCUCAUUCAUGAACGUCAAAAACUGGCCAUGGAUGAGGCUGUUCUUCAAGAUGAAGCCGCUCCUUCGCAGUGCUGAGGCUGAGAAGGAGAUGCAGACGAUGAAAGAGGAGUUCGCCAGGCUGAAGGAGGAAUUUGAGAAGUCUGAGGCCAGGAGGAAGGAGCUGGAGGAGAAAAUGGUCGUUCUUGUCCAAGAAAAGAAUGACCUCUUCCUUCAGAUUCAGGCAGAACGAGAGAGUCUGUCGGACGCUGAGGAGAGGUAUGAAGGUAUGAUAAAGAGUAAAAUCCACUUGGAGACCAAGGUGAAGGAGUUCUCGGAGAGGAUAGAAGAAGAAGAGGAGAUCAAUGCUGAGAUAACAGCCAGAAAGAGGAAGCUGGAGGAUGAGUGCUCUGAGCUCAAAAGAGACAUUGAUGACCUGGAGCUCACCAUCGCUAAAGUGGAGAAGGAGAAGCACGCCACUGAAAACAAGGUGAAGAACUUAACAGAGGAGCUCAGCACCCUCGAAGAAGCUCUUCUGAAGUGUUCCAAAGAAACCAAAGCCCUCCAAGAGGUCCAUCAGCAAACGUUAGACGAUCUUCAAGCUGAGGAAGACAAAGUCAACACUCUAACUAAGACUAAGCUGAAGCUGGAACAACAAGUAGAUGAUCUAGAGGGGUCUUUGGAGCAGGAAAAGAAACUGAGGGGAGAUCUGGACCGGGCCAAAAGAAAAUUAGAAGGGGAUUUGAAGCUUUCCAUGGAAAAUAUAAUGGACUUAGAGAAUGUGAAGCAACAAAUGGAUGAAAGACUUAAAAAGAAAGACUUUGAAAUUAGCCAUCUGCAAGGUAAAAUAGAGGACGAACAAAUACUAAGCACCCAACUUCAAAAGAAAAUAAAGGAACUUCAGGCUCGAAUAGAGGAACUUGAGGAGGAAGUUGAAGCUGAACGUACCGCCAGAGCUAAGGUGGAGAAGCAGAGAGCCGAUCUCUCCAGGGAACUGGAGGAGAUCAGCGAGAGGCUGGAAGAAGCUGGUGGAGCCACCGCAGCUCAGAUUGAGAUGAACAAGAAGCGAGAGGCCGAGUUCCAGAAGCUGAGGCGCGAUCUUGAAGAGUCCACGCUGCAGCACGAGUCCAUCGCUGCCACUCUGCGCAAGAAACAAGCUGACAGUGUGGCUGAGCUCGGGGAGCAAAUCGACAAUCUACAAAGAGUCAAGCAGAAGCUGGAGAAAGAGAAGAGUGAGCUGAAGAUGGAGAUUGAUGACUUGGCCAGUAAUAUGGAGAGUGUUUUAAAAAUGAAGGCUGGUUUCGAGAAGCAGUGUCGCAACCUUGAGGACCAAAACCAUGAGUACAAAACAAAAUCGGAGGAGGCCCAGAGGGCGCUGAAUGACUACACUACCCAUAGUGCACGGCUGCAAACUGAAAAUGGUGAGCUCACCCGUCAACUUGAAGAAAAGGAAAUCACUAUUUCUCAGCUUAGCCGAGUGAAAAUAGUGUGCACCCACCAAAUUGAAGAACUUAAGAGGCAACUGGAAGAAGAAAUUAAGGCCAAGAACGCCCUGGCCCACUCCAUGCAGUCCGCUCGUCAUGACUGUGACCUUCUGAGAGAACAGUUCGAGGAGGAACAGGAGGCCAAAGCUGAGCUGCAGCGUGGAAUGUCCAAGGCCAACAGUGAGGUGGCUCAGUGGAGAACCAAAUACGAGACGGAUGCCAUCCAGCGCACUGAGGAACUCGAGGAGGCCAAGAAGAGACUUGCUCAGCGGCUUCAGGACUCUGAGGAACAAACCGAAGCUGUAAAUGCAAAAUGUGCCUCUCUGGAGAAGACCAAACAGCGGCUCCAGUCAGAGGUGGAGGAUCUCAUGGUGGAGAUUGAGAGGGCCAAUGCAGCGAAUGCCACCCUUGACAAGAAACAGAGGAACUUUGACAAAGUUCUCACAGAAUGGAAACAGAAGUAUGAAGAGAGUCAGUCAGAACUUGAGGGCUCCCAGAGGGAAUCCAGGUCUCUGAGCACCGAGCUUUUUAAACUCAAAAACUCAUAUGAAGAAGCUUUGGAUCACUUGGAGAACAUGAAAAGAGAGAACAAGAACCUUCAACAGGAGAUCACAGAUCUUUCAGAACAGUUAGGACAAUCCGCAAAGACCAUCCACGAACUGGAAAAAGCGGUAAAACAAGCUGAGCAGGACAAAAUUGAAGUCCAGACUGCUCUAGAGGAGGCAGAGUCUUCUCUAGAGCAUGAGGAGGCAAAGAUCCUACACAUUCAGCUGGAGCUGAACCAGGUGAAGUCAGAGGUAGACCGAAAAGUGGCUGAGAAAGAUGAAGAGAUCGACCAGUUGAAGAGAAACCACCAGAGGACGGUGGACAUACUGCAGAGUGCCCUGGAUUCUGAGACGCGUAGCAGGAAUGAAGCUAUGCGAUUGAAGAAGAAGAUGGAUGGAGACCUGAAUGAGAUGGAGAUCCAGUUGGGUCACGCCAAUCGCCAAGCAGCUGAGGCCAGCAAGCAGCUCCGUAACGUCCAAAUACAGCUCAAGGACACUCAGGUGCAGCUGGACGCUGCUCUCCAUGCUCAGGAGGACCUGAGGGAGCAGCUGGCCAUGAUCGAGCGCAGGAACACUCUGCUGACGGCCGAAAUCGAGGAGAUGAGAGCCGGGCUGGAACAAUCGGAGAGGAGCAGGAAGAUGGCAGAGCAGGAGCUGGUGGACAUGAGUGAGCGGACCCAGCUUCUUCACGCUCAGACAACAAGUCUCCUAAGCACUAAGAAAAAGAUGGAACUGGACAUCAUAAACCUGCAGACCGAGGUUGAAGACACUGUUCAGGUGGCGAGAAAUGCAGACGAGAAAGCCAAGAAAGCUAUCACAGAUGCAGCCAUGAUGGCGGAAGAGCUGAAGAAGGAGCAGGACACCAGUGCUCAUCUGGAGAGGAUGAAGAAGAACCUGGAGGCCACAGUUAAAGAUCUGCAGCAGCGUCUGGAUGAAGCUGAACAGAUUGCUAUGAAGGGUGGAAAGAAAGAGCUUCAGAAACUGGAGACAAGAGUCCGAGAGCUGGAGAACGAGCUGGAGGCAGAGCAGAAAUGGGGUGUGGAAACCAUGAAAGGUGUUCGGAAAUAUGAGAGGAAAAUUAAAGAACUUACAUACCAGUCUGAGGAGGACAAGAAGAAUGUAACCAGAUUGCAAGAUUUGGUCAACAAGCUACAGCUCAAAGUAAAGACUUACAAAAGACAGUGCGAAGAGGCGGAGGAGCAGACCAGCAUCAAUUUGUCUAAGUUUAGGAAGCUUCAGCACGAGCUGGAGGAGGCUGAGGAAAGAGCCGACAUCGCUGAGUCUCAAGUCAACAAACUCCGAGCCAAGAGUCGAGAGAUUGGGGGAAAAGGAGAGUAGCAGAGUUUGAAUUCAUAGUGGAAUUUAAUGAGCAUGAGCUUUUCUUAUAAAGUAAUAUUUUUGUACCUUCUGUAGUUUGAAAUUUUGCCUGAAAGUCAGGUCCAGACAUAUACUACUUUUUGUAGCUGUUUACCACAAAUUAUUGGAUAUUUAAAUUAAAUUAAUAUUUGACAAAUUGUCAAAUCAAUAUAAUUAUAAUUGUUAGUCAGUCCAAUUAUAAUAAAUAAAUAAAUAAAUAUUAAAUAAAACUAUUUAUACGCAGUGUACACACAGUAAUCAACACCAUUCAAAAGUUUGGACACACCCUCUCAUUCAAUGUUUUAAUUUUUUACCCCUACAUUGGAAAUGAAUACUGAAGUCAUCCAGACUAUGAAGGAACACAUAAAGAAUCAUGUAGUAACUUAAGUGUUAAACAAGCUAAAAUACUCUCUGAAGCAUUUACAUAACUCUUAUCUUGGUGGAUGUUAACUUGUGGUUUCUGAGGCUGAUGAACCUAUCCUGUGCAACAGAGGAAACUCUUGGUCUUCCUUUCCUGGGGCGGUCCUGAUGAGAGAGAGUUUCAUCAUAACAAAGCUCAUCUAAUUCAUCUAAGAAAGAGGUUCUUAUACACAGUUCUUAUAAGCGUUUUCCUGCCCACUUCACCAGAGUUACAUAGUGCAUUUAGCAACAUUAUAAGCCCAGAUUACCAAUGAUGGAUAGUGUUAAACAAGCUAAAAUACUCUCUGAAGCAUUUACAUAACUCUUAUCUAGGUUGGUCUUAACUUGUGGUUUCUGAGGCUGGUAACUCUAAUGAACCUAUCCUGUGCAACAGAGGAAACUCUUGGUCUUCCCGAUUCCUUGGUCCUGAUGAGAGACAGUUUCAUCAUAACAAAGCUCAUGUAAGUCAUCGUAGCAAGAUGUGCUACUUUGAAAAAUGUAAAAUAUAAAACACGUGCUGAAUUGUUUAACACUUUUUCAUUUACUAAAUAAUAGUUUGGGUGACUUUAGUGUCAAUCUACAAAUAAUAAACAUUUUAAAACAAGGGUGUCCAAAAACACUCAAAUUAAAGCUGAGUUUACUGAAUUUGACGCAUAUAUGACUUGGGUUACACAAUAUUACACAAUUCUUAUAAGCAUUUCUGUGCCCACUUCAACGGAGUUACAUAGUGCAUUUAGCAGCAUUAUGAAUUUAGAGUAGCUUAAUGGAGAUGCAUCACAAAUAUUUUUAAAAGCUUAAACUUUUAAAGCUUAAAAUCUGAUCUUCUUCCGAUCUGCUGUGGUAGACAGCUAAAAAAAAUAAUAACUUUAUAUGUAUGGACCUGACUAUAUACACACACAGUGUAGUAGUUAGUGUGGGUAUUAUAAAUAAGAUAAACAUAUUAAUCCCUAUUAUGCAAGUCCAGUAUUUGUGUUUUAUAGUGAGUUGUCUGCUUCAAGAUUUAUUCAAUGAAAUAAAAAAAAUCUGAUA